Scophthalmus maximus (turbot) is the source of this 3962-nucleotide messenger RNA. RefSeq names its product cyclin D binding myb-like transcription factor 1 (gene dmtf1). Lineage: Eukaryota; Metazoa; Chordata; Actinopteri; Pleuronectiformes; Scophthalmidae. Gene Ontology annotation, biological process: regulation of transcription by RNA polymerase II. The record is from RefSeq and is a predicted model, not a curated record. Gene Ontology annotation, cellular component: nucleus. Gene Ontology annotation, molecular function: RNA polymerase II cis-regulatory region sequence-specific DNA binding; DNA-binding transcription factor activity, RNA polymerase II-specific. The transcript is spliced from 16 exons. Bases 1520 to 3517 code for a protein of 665 amino acids.
ACGAGAAUCAAAUGUAAAAAAUUCACUUUCUGUUUGCGGCUGGAAGAAGCCAAAGCCCCGAUGGGGCGCAAAAUCGUCGCAAACGCGGAGAAUAAAGCGGCAGAACCGCGUCAGAGAAGCCGCACAGACGCCGCAAGCUUCUUCCUCGUCGACACGAAACAUGGCGCCGGAGAUUGUUUUCUUCGUCUUUCAUUUUAUCGGUGUAGCUUGUCGGAUGCUAACAGUUAGCAUUAUGUUGUCUGUUGUUUGUCUCCCGGAAACAACAAUUAAACACAACCACGCAACUGCUCGUGAAUCAUAACAUAGUUAUAUUUCAUAAUUUGGAACAAUGAUGCAAGUAAAAAACGAAGCACGCGCAGAAUCCGCAGUGUUUGUGUGUCGGUGAUCUCACACCAAACUCCAUUUGAAAAAUGGCCGAUUUAACACAUUCUUUCAGAUUAUCGAAUAAUAAACUCAUAAUUAAUUUCAAUUUCAAGUGAAACCAUUCAGUAGUGGUCCCACCCACAGUUUGGCGUUGAAAUAUUGUACAUUAAUACAAGUUUUGAUAAAUUAUGCAAAUUAAUACAAGCGCAAUAUACGGUUGUAUGAAAAAGUUUGGUUUCAAAAAAUCCAAAAAUGGUUCAAUGUGGAUUCUGGAUACUUUUUUUUACUUCUGUUUUAUAAAUCUGACAAUUUUCCUUUAUCAAGUUCUCAACUGACUGUCAUCAGCUGUCCACAGCAUUUAUUUCCAUGGCGACCACAUCUGGUCUUGAAUUUUUUUUUAUUUAAACCAUUACACAUUCAUUAUUACUUACAAUUUUAGACAUGGCCCAACCUCCAGUCCAGCAUGUGAUGAUGUUAAUAAAUAUACUUUAUUUUUAUGUGCUGCACAACAAUCACAACAUAUUUUCAAGAAAGAAUGGGGGCCAUUUCAUCGUCAUGUUGAUAUCGAGUUUUAUUAAAAAAAAGUUUCAUGAAUCUCUCCCAAACCGAAUUUAUCACUAACAUCUAACAAUAUAUGAAAUGUUUUUAAUAAAUUUGUUGGGCUAUGAAUAUUAGUGACAAUGUGUAAAUGAGUUUUUUUUUGUUGCAAUACACCGUUGUCACUUAAAACGAUCUAUAAAACAUAAUCACGUGUAUUUUAUAUAAAUAUGAGAAAAUAAACAUCUAUGACAUUUCAGAGAAACCCUGUGGAUCCAAACAUUAUUUGUAUUUAUAGAUUCAGAUAUUGAUGAAUUAAUCAUUGUUUGACAAAUAAAAGCAUCAGACUCUCAUUUAAUAAGCUUUUUGAAAAACUUAUGAUAUAUUAUGAUUUUGUUUUUGAUCAAUAAGUUAUUUUUUUUAAUCAGAUUUUACUGUCCAGAAUUUUAAAAAACAGUUUUGUUUUUUCUAUUUGAUCAUUUAGAUCAAAUAUGAAAUAUUAUUUUUCCUCUCGUUGGUCUUUGUGAGCUGCUGUCGCCGUGGUUUCUGCAGCGACAACAACACAAACCUGCGUGUGAAUGUCAUCGGUGUGUUAUUUUAAUUCGUCGGCAGCCGAAGGAUGAGUUCGGCCGCCGAGGACGAGGAAGAGGAGGUGGCGGCUUUAGGAACCGUCAAGUCCGUCACUCUCACUCAGGACAGUGACGGAAGCAUCAUACUGCACUGUCCUGCCACUGAUGACGACUCAGAGCCCCUUCAGAAGAAGCUGCGUCUCUCUACAGAAGAACACGACGACUCGGACACACCUCAGUUCUCUGUGGUCACGUUACCGAUGUCGGAGACCGACGACGGCUUCGAGGUGACGAUGACGGCCACGGCGGGCGGCGACCUCACCGAGGACGGCGUCGCUCAGAUUCAGAUUCUGCAGGAGGACGAGGACGAGCUGUCGCCCAAUCAGAAGGCGGAAGUGUCGCCUGUCAGUCAGGCCUGGUUCACCACCAAAGAAGACAAAGACACGUUGACUAACAAAGGUCACAAGUGGAAACAGGGCAUGUGGUCCAAAGAGGAGAUCGACCUGCUGAUGAGCAACAUCGAUCGAUACGUGAAGGACCGAGGCAUCGACGACCCGGCCGAGAUCAUCUUCGAGAUGUCCAAAGAGGAGAGGAAGGACUUCUACCGCUCGGUGGCGUUGGGGCUGAACCGGCCGCUCUUCGCCGUCUACAGGCGAGUUCUGCGAAUGUACGACAACCGCAACCACGUCGGCAAGUACACGCCUGAUGAGAUAGAGAAGCUGAAGUCGCUGCGGCAGAAACACGGGAACGACUGGGCGACGAUCGGAGCAGCUCUGGGUCGCAGUGCGUCGUCCGUCAAAGACCGCUGCCGCCUGAUGAAGGACACGUGCAACACAGGAAAGUGGAGCGAGGAGGAGGAGCGGCGUCUGGCCGAGGUCGUGUACGAGAUGGCGGGCGUGUCGCCGGGGCUGGCCGUCACGGGCGGCGUCUCCUGGGCGUCGGUCGCCGACCAGGUGCGCACGCGCUCAGAGAAGCAGUGUCGCUCCAAGUGGCUGAACUACCUGAACUGGAAACACAGCGGAGGGACGGAGUGGACGAAGGAGGACGACCUGAACCUCGUGCGCAGGAUUUCGGAGGUGGAGGUGGAGGACGAGAACGAGAUCAAGUGGGAGGAUCUCGCCGGCGGGUGGAGCAGCGUGCGGUCGCCUCAGUGGCUGCGGUCGAAGUGGUGGAGCAUCAAGAGACAAGUGGCCAAUCACAAGGACAUCCCCUUCAGUGUUCUCCUGAAGGGCCUCACGGAGCUGAUUGCGUCCACACAACAGACGACGGGGUCCGGACCGGGGAGCCCCUCCUGCUCCUCGUCCUCCUCGCUGCAGAUCCGCCUCACCCGACUGGACGAGGGCGGCGGUAGCCCCGCCCCCAGCUCCGUGGCGGCGCUGCAGAUUCCCGUCCAGAUCCCGCUGCAGUUCACGCAUCUGGCGACAGAUCCGUCAGCGGCGGCUGGUGACAGCGGCACCAUCACCCUGAACACCGGAGCCCUGCAGACCUUCGAGAUCCUGCCGUCGUUCCACCUGCAGCCCACCGGCACGCCGGGCACCUACUACCUCCAGACCACUUCCAAUCAGGGCCUGCCGCUCAGCCUCUCCACCGGUCAGGGCCUUCCGCUCAGCUUGGCCGGCAACGGCACGGUCACCCUGACGACCGGCUCCUCCCCGUCGCCGCACGAACACAUCAUCCUCCACAGCCUAUCGGCCGACGGCCUCUGCUCCAGCGACGGCGUCAUUAUCCAGACGGUCACCGCCGACUCCGCCUCCUCCUCCGUCGACCUACUCGGCCAAUCGCAGCUGGUAGUGGACCCGGAGGAGCGGAGCCAAGAUGGCCACCUUGACGCUACAAGUCUCCUGGAGAGCUCGGAGGGCGUCGUCACGGAAACACAGGAGCCAAUGACCGAUGGCUUCACGACAGACAAGGAGAUGAGCUCCUCCUCUGUUGAGGGCCCAGUGGUGCAUUCUGGGAUCACGUCUGGCAGCGCCGUGCUGAUCGUGUCUCCGGACAUCAGCAGCACACUGACAGAUCCGAUCUUGGAGAACCAGGAAGGUUCCGACUGACUUGGGACUCUCACCUCGAGGCUGAUGGAGAUUUAAACGGACCGAAGCAGGAGCCGGGUGAAGACCGGAUGUAGCUGCUGCACAGGACGACGACGACAAAGACGGUGCCGGGUCCGCCUGCGAGUUGGAGUUCAGGACUCCUCCCCCCUGGUUUAGACCAGGAAGUGACUCAUGAACUUCUGAUUCUGUGUGAAGCUUCUCGUGUUUGAAGCUUCACACACACCGAACCCCCUGGAUGAAAUGUGAAUGCAGCGCUGCUCAAGGCCGCGGACGACGUCAGCGGACGUCCUCGCAUCUUCUACAGAGCCAAAGAGACUCUCAAGGCUGCGAUGGUACGGACAUGUGGCCCGACCGUCCAUCGCCCCUUUAAAAAAAAUAAAUAAAAAACAUGAAGAGGAAAUACUUUGGUGGUAAAUUGAAUGAUUAAUAAAAUCCCAUCCGGAUC